AUGCAUUUAGUUGACGAUUUCGAGCGGAAUCUGUGCAUGAUCGAGAAGAUAGGCAUUCCAACGGACGGUUGGAGUGUAUUGCUGGCACAUAUGACUUGUAGUCGCCUAGAUGCGUCGACGUUGAAGCAAUGGGAAAUUCAACACAAAUCCACGGAAGUUCCCAAAUACAAUGAUAUUAUAACAUUCCUUCGCAUACAGCUUACAGUGUUACAAUCUUUGACAUUGUCGAAGUCACGUUCGGUCGAUCCAGUCAGAUUCGAUUCAAAUAGAUCACAGAAAUCUAAGAUAAAUACAGUCCACACAACUACCAAUACCACAUCAUCUCCUGGCUCAUGCCCUUUUUGUUUGGAAUCAUCGCAUUCGCCAUUCAAGUGCGAAUCAUUCCAGAAAUUGUCGGUAGCCCAACGCUUCGAACAGGUGAAAAAGAAAAAUCUGUGCAUCAACUGUUUUUCCUCCUCCCACCUACUCAGAAAUUGUUCUUCCGGUGCUUGCAGAGUAUGCAACCAAAAGCAUCACACUAUGCUCCACCAACCAUCGCAAGAUCGCUUGUCCACUCAAUCGAAACCACACACCUCUGCUGUUUUGACCACUUCGCCAUCGCAUCAAAUUGAUCAGUUCAGCUUAUCAAACCAACCGUCACAACCACGGUUAUCAUCGUCCACAGAAUCUCAAUUGCCUUCAACCUCGGCCCAAACUAGCCUCGUGUCCACCACUCUCCUUGGUAGCAGUCAAAGGAUGCCUGCUACAGUUCUGCUGCAAACCGCAAUCAUCAAGGUUUUCGGUUCUGGUGGAGACGCCCUGUGGGCCAGGGCACAGUUGGAUCCUGCGUCGCAGUUGUGCUUAAUUACUGAAAACAUGGUCCAGAAAUUAAAGCUUCGUCGCUAUCCAAAUCGCCAAGAAAUUGGUGGAGUUGGAAACACUCUCGUCGUGUCGUAUCAUGCUGUUGACGUUCGGAUAGGAUCUCAUUGUACGAAAUUUAUGGUUGAGGAAUCUUGUCAAAUAUUGAAGAAAAUCACUCGUGAGCUUCCAGUGAACCCUGUUGAUUCGUCCACUUGGAAUAUUCCAUCCGAAGUCAUACUGGCUGAUCCAAAGUUCUAUGCGCCAGGGCCAACAGAUUUGCUUCUGGGAAUGGAACUAUAUUUCGAUCUUCUUCUUGAAGGAUUAAUAAAACUGGGCCCUGAGAAGCCAGUUCUUCAAAAUACUGUUUUCGGAUGGGUAGCAUCCGGAAAAGUAGGAGCUCACCACCCACGUACCCAACACAAGUUAGCUCACGUGUGCAGCGCAGAAUCAGUCGAUGAUCCAAUCUCUCGCUUUUGGGAAAUAGAAUCUUGUUGGUCCAAUAGUAUACGAUCCCCAGAUGAAACUUUCUCCGAGGAGCAUUUUGUUGCUAACACCUUUCGUGACGAAUCUGGAAGAUUUGUCGUUACCUUACCGAAACGCCCAGAUAUAUUGUCUCAACUCGGGAGUUCCAAGGAAAUAGCCACUCGAAGGUUCCUUGCCCUUGAACGCAGACUUGAUGCGAACCUCCCACUCAAAGAAGCGUACACUUCAUUUGUUGCUGAGUAUUUGCAACUCAAUCACAUGCGUGAGAUCGACGACACGGAUAACAGAUUUCCGUCUUACUACUUACCUCAUCAUGGAGUAGAGAAGGUGGAUAGUACAACCACUAAAUUACGGGUGGUCUUUGACGCCUCUUGUCGAACGGACAGCGGAUUUUCGCUGAAUCAGGCGUUAAUAGUGCGACCGGUUCUACAGGAUGACAUUCUAGACAUUUCGCUUCGCUUCAGAAUUCAUCAGUUUGCUAUUAUUACGGAUGCUGAAAAGAUGUAUCGGCAGAUCCGCCUCCACCCUGACGAUUUUCCACUGCAUCGGAUUCGCUGGCGGUCCUCUUCCUCGGAACCGCUGAAAACGUUUGAACUAACCACAGUCACCUACGGUACUGCCUCGGCGCCAUACUUGGCUACAAGAUGUCUCCUUGAGUUGUCGAAACAGGGAACUAAUGAAUUUCCUCUAGCCGCGAAAGUCCUGUCGAAGGAUUUUUACAUGGAUGACAUGCUUACCGGUGUCGAUGAUGAAGAAGAGGGAAAAUACUUGUGCAGGCAACUGCGAAGCCUGUUACAAUCUGCAGGUUUUAAUCUACGCAAAUGGGCGUCGAACUCGAUAACUAUAUUAUCAACCAUACCUCCCGACCAACGCGACGAUCGAGCAGUAAUAGCACUGGACUCACCAGCAACCAUAAAAACCCUUGGACUAAUAUGGGAGCCAUCGACCGAUUUACUCCACUACUCUGUUCCUAAUUGGUCCCAAACAGAAAACAUCACAAGACGAACCGUAUUGUCGGAUACAGCAAAGCUAUUCGACCCUCUCGGCCUGAUUGGGCCGGUGAUAGUCCUUGCCAAGAUAUUUGUUCAAUCUCUCUGGCGAACUUCUACAUCCUGGGACAAUCCACUAGAUGAGUAUCAACAGCAGCAUUGGUUGGAGUUCCGCAGUAGUUUGCAAGGAUUAGUAUCUAUUACCAUCCCAAGGUGGGCAACCCCUUCCUUCAAUCGCGUAGUGCUUGAAAUGCACGGGUUCUCGAUGAUCACUCUACAUUGGCUUCGGUCGACACCAUCUAGAUGGAAAACCUUCAUCGCAAACCGUGUUUCUGAAGUGCAGCAUCUCACACAAAGCGGUAUUUGGGCGCACGUUCCAGGCAUCGAAAAUCCUGCAGACAUAAUUUCCCGUGGUAUGAGGCCAGCACAAUUGCAAGAAACCGCAUCCUGGUGGAAUGGUCCACCCUGGCUCAGCCAACCAUCGCGUUUUUGGCCACCUCUAAUUCCACAAACUUCCGUCGAAUUGCCGUCAGAAAUGCUGGAAGAAAGGACAGUUUCUCUGCCAGUGCGGGUGCACCCUCCGAAUGAAAUCUUUUUCUUACGAUCGUCGUUUCCGGCGCUUGUUCGUCUCAUUGCACUUCUUCGUCGCUUCAUUCAUAACAGCAAGCUUAUCAAUCGCUCAAAUCGACGAUAUGGUUUCCUACAAGCUUCAGAACUCACGGAAGCCUCCAACAACCCAGUUCGACUGGCACAACUCGAGUCUUUCAACAAGGAUAUCGCUGCUGUGGCUAAAAAUGGCCAGGUUGACUCACACUCUGAUCUACGAACACUUGCACCAAUUCUCAUAAACGGAAUUCUAAGACUUCGUGGCCGACUCAGGCAUGCGGCCAUAUCCGAAGAUAGUAAACAUCCGAUAAUCCUACCUGCACGACAUCCACUAACUACGUCUAUUGUGACCUACUAUCACCUGAAAAAUCUUCACGCCGGUCCUCAGCUGCUUGUAGCAUGUGUCCGGGAAAAAUUCUGGCCACUUCGCAUUCGAAAUUUAGCACGAAGAGUAGUGCACUCAUGUGUGAACUGUUUUCGCUGUCGUCCUCGUACCCUCGAUCAGAUCAUGGGAGAUCUGCCUUCAGAACAAGUUACUCCAACGUUACCCUUCCUCAAUACUGGAGUGGAUCUUUGUGGACCGUUCCAGUAUCGCAAAGCCAGCAGGGCUCCACCAAUAAAAUGCUACGUAGCCAUCUUUGUUUGCCUUGUCACCAAGGCAGUUCAUGUGGAGCUAGUCUACGAUCUCUCCACUCAAGCGUUCAUAGCAACGCUACAUCGAUGUGUCGCCCGAAGAGGAAAACCGAACCUCAUAGAAUGCGACAAUGCCAAUAACUUCAAGGGUGCUGUGAGGGAACUAAAAGCGAAAUAG
Toxorhynchites rutilus septentrionalis is the source of this 3729-nucleotide messenger RNA. RefSeq lists its product as uncharacterized. The transcript has a single exon. The coding region runs from base 1 to 3729 and encodes 1242 amino acids. The record is from RefSeq and is a predicted model, not a curated record. Gene Ontology annotation, molecular function: nucleic acid binding. NCBI's taxonomy places the organism in Eukaryota, Metazoa, Arthropoda, Insecta, Diptera, Culicidae.